AUGGCCUUCAAAACAAACCAUCCUAGUGCCUUCGCAGCAGGCAUAAUUGUACGCUGUACGCCAUUACUGUUCCUACUCGUUCCCCUCAUCGUCUCCAUCAGCCUGAUCUGCUCGGACCAUAUCGUCGCCUACGGCUCGGCACAUCUAUACAUCACCACCCAUCGCACUACCGUAUCGAUAUUCGUACAACUGCUUUCCUCGGUCAUGGGGGCCCUGCAGAUAACGACCCUGACAACCAUCAUCAACCAUGCGCUACGGCUGCGGCUCACAAAUGCAUAUAUGCGCCUCGAUACAGUGAGACUAUUCACUGCGCUUUCAGUACCGCGCGUGUCUUGGACGCUGCCUCCGGGUGCACUCUGUCUAGCCGUCAGUAUGGUGAUUAUCACGCAAGGGCCCGGUGCAUUAUGGGCAGGUGCCAUCACACCAGUCACGGCUCGAGGCGUACAGCAAAUAGGCAGCAUCGCAGUGCCGCGCUUCACGGCGGCAUCACGGCACGUCUGGGAUUCAGAAUUCGAGCUGAAAGACGAUGGCAACCUAUGUAACCACGUGAAGAACUGCAACGCAACACAGGGCGAAUUGACAUAUGUGACGAGUUGCCCAGUGCCCAACCAACAGAAAGCGCUGCUAGAAGCGACCCGCACUGCGAGCAGCAGUUUGAACGCACUGCGAAACAAUACCAAGCCAGAUAGCCAAACAUGGACAUAUCAAGGCCGCUCAUACGGGUUAGGCUCAGCUCAGGGACUACGCGAAGUAGUAAAUGUACCAGCAGACUACAAUCUACUCGGCUACACUUAUAAUGAGACGGGAUAUGACGCCAGUGUUCGCUGCAUGCACAACGCAAGUGCUGACCUGAGACUGACUUACGAUGACAGCGUCAACGAUGUACACGUCUGGUACAUCGAGGGCAAGCUGCCCAACUCGCAGGCAAACGGGAACUAUCCUGUCAUAGACUGGUACAGCAAAACGCCCGAUACGGCUACCUUGUUGGGGUGGACUGCUUUCUCGAAUCCCAAAGAUGGCCCGAGUCAUAUGGUCGGGAUUGUUGCGAGCGCAACAUACGACGACUUCAACAAUGUGCAAUGCGACAUAACGUUUACCCCCAAGAUAUUCUCCGUUAACGUCAAUGCGACAACGCGAUCCAUCGUCGCUUCGCCCCUUACUGAUGCCAACGGACCAGGUCCAGACCCGACAGGCCAUUUGCAGAGCAACUCUGUAUACUCGCUCAAUCUAUUGGCUCGCAUGAGCACUUCGCUAUACACAUCUAUACUUGGCGACGCGCUUGCUUACAACUUGAAUACUCUACAAGCGGAAGCCGGUGAAGAUAACACGACUGCAGUUUCCCGAUCCGUCGAGGAGAGCUUCAUGGCGGUGCUGGACAGUGUUCUCGGCAUAUACGGCGGGGCGCAGUUGGUACUUGCCAAUGAUACAAUGCUGGUGCCCAUCGACGGGGUAUACAAAGCUACGCGAUUCGGCCAGAAGUUCUACAAGUGGGCGGUCUUGGGAGUGAACUGCAUCUUGUUGGUAGUCUUGCUUGCUGAAGUUAUACGCACCCGGGGAUGGCGAGGAUUACCGCAGUUUGACCCGCUGGACUUUAAGAGUGUUGUGGCGACUGCAUCGUUUGGAGGCGACGUUAUAGCUGCACGGCUCAAGCAGCUGCAUCAACAAUCGGGCGGCGUGUCGGCAUCCAAUAGAGUCUGGUUCGGAGACUCGGGAGAUAGAAAGUUGGGAGACAUUGAGGUGCAUUUGGAGCAGGGGCCGGCAAAUAUCGCUAUCGUGAAUUCGGGAAACGACGCACAGGGUGAGGCAUUGGAGGAGCUGUUGGCAAAGGAUCGGCCUACUCAACGCAUUGAGGAAUAUUAG
This is a messenger RNA of Alternaria rosae, 1860 nucleotides long. RefSeq lists its product as uncharacterized. The coding region runs from base 1 to 1860 and encodes 619 amino acids. The transcript is spliced from 2 exons. NCBI's taxonomy places the organism in Eukaryota, Fungi, Ascomycota, Dothideomycetes, Pleosporales, Pleosporaceae. The record is from RefSeq and is a predicted model, not a curated record.